Molecule: messenger RNA, 3642 nt
Organism: Parascedosporium putredinis
Lineage: Eukaryota; Fungi; Ascomycota; Sordariomycetes; Microascales; Microascaceae
Source: the annotation of a GenBank genome assembly
AUGGCUACCAUUCUCCCACCACCUUCCAAGAAGCAAAAGAGGGAGACUCUUGAGCGGACAAAGACGCAGCAAGAUGUGUCGGCUCCCGUUGAGGUGGAAGCGGGCUCGUUCAAGGCUCGGUUCGUCGACGGCGAUGGCAAUCAGCUUGCGGAUGUGAUUGAGGUGCCUCUCGCGGACGCGAGCGAGAAGAACAUUUCUCUUCUUCUCAACACGUUAUUAGGAAGGGACCGCGAAGAGUUUCUCCCCUACCGUUUUCGUGUGCACAUCCCUGGCUCCGACAUCAUCGUUGACCAAUACCCGACCGACCUUCUUCAGCUGCUGAGGAGCCAUGGCAUAUCAAACCCCUUCGAAACCACAGUGACGCUGGGCGCCGAGCCCCAGGCCGUCUUCCGCGUCCAGACCGUGACGCGCAUGGCCAGCAAGAUGCCCGGUCACGGCGAGGCCAUCCUUGCCGCCCAGUUCAGUCCUGCUAGUAGUAACCGCCUGGCAACAGGAUCCGGCGACAAGACGGCGCGGAUAUGGGAUACGGACACCGGCACUCCCAAGUACACAUUGGCGGGACAUGACGGAUGGGUCCUGUGCGUGUCAUGGUCGCCGGACGGAAAGAGGUUGGCCACCGGCAGCAUGGACAAGACGGUGCGCGUGUGGGACCCGAGCACGGGCAAGGGUGUGGGCGCGGGCGCAUUUAAGGGCCACGCCAAGUGGGUGACGAGCCUGGCGUGGGAGCCCUACCACCUUUGGCGCGAUGGGACGCCGAGGCUGGCGAGCGCCAGCAAAGACGCAACGAUCCGGGUGUGGGUGGUGAACACGGGCGUGACGGAGCACGUCCUGUCGGGCCACAAGAGCAGCGUGAGUUGCGUGAAGUGGGGCGGCACUGGGCUCAUUUACAGCGCGAGCCAGGACAAGACGGUGCGCGUGUGGGACUCGGUCAAGGGCACCCUCGUGCACUCGCUCGCGUCCCACGCCCACUGGGUCAACCACCUCGCCCUCUCCACCGACUUUGUGCUGCGGACGGGCUACUUUGACCACACGCCCGUGCCCGACGACGAGGAAGGCAAGCGCAAGAAGGCGCUGGAAAGGUUUGAGAAGGCGGCCAAGGUGCAGGGCAAGGUGGCGGAGAGGCUGGUGUCGGCGAGCGACGACUUCACAAUGUACUUGUGGAACCCAUCCGAGGGGACGAAACCUGUGGCGAGGCUUCACGGCCACCAGAAGCAGGUGAAUCACGUUACGUUUUCGCCUGAUGGAGCGCUCAUUGCGAGCGCGGCGUGGGAUAACCAUACCAAGAUCUGGAGUGCAAGGGAUGGGCGGUUCAUCAACACUCUCCGAGGCCACGUCGCGCCAGUGUACCAAUGCGCCUUCUCUGCAGACUCGCGGCUGCUGGUGACGGCGUCCAAGGACACGACCCUCAAGGUGUGGUCGAUGGCAUCGUUCAAGCUCACGUCGGACCUGCCGGGCCACCAGGAUGAGGUUUACGCGGUGGACUGGAGCCCGGACGGCCAGCUUGUCGGGAGCGGAGGCAAGGAUAAGGCGACCGAGAACCCCAUAUCCGAUGACUGCCCAACGGAGGAUUUCACCCAUCCAGGGUCCAAGGACAUAUGGCUUAUUGUCUAUGCCUCUUUGACUCUAGGAAUCAUCUCCUUCCUCACAUUCUGCGUAAACUCCUACCCCACCCCCUUCUCCUCCGGCCCUCGCGGUGAAUCUCAUCUUCCGACCGAUUCAGACGAUAAGAAGGAGUCGUCGUUUGCUAUGCAGUCACCUGCCUACCUCGAUCCUUGGCAAGAGCUCCACGUAGCCAUGGAUAAGAAAUCGAAGAAGAAAAAGGAUAUAAGCUAUCUUUACGCUUACCUCAUCUUUACCUAUUUCUUCUCCAUCCUCGUGCUGUACAUUCUUAACAAGGAGACUGUACGAGUAUUGCGCGUCCGUCAAGAGUAUCUCGGCACCCAGUCCACCAUCACCGACCGCACGUUUAGGCUCUCCGGUAUCCCGGGCGAUCUUCGCGACGAGACCAAAAUCAAGAAUCUCAUAGAGAAGCUCGAGAUUGGCCAAGUGGAGAAGGUAAUUCUCUGCCGAACCUGGAACGACGUCGAUGACCUCAUGGACGAGCGCGACAAGUGCCUUAGGGAUCUCGAGCGCACGUGGAGCGAGUACCACAGGAAGCUCAAGGCUUCUAACUCGGGCGUUUAUGGUCGCCUGGAUGGCAGCGGCGAAGAGAGUUCGGGAGACAGCAAUGGCGGCAGCGGUAGUAGCGGCGAAGAAUCGCCCGACAUGGGUAUAGGAGCCAUGCACGGGCUAGAGGAGGCCGGGUUCGAACUCGAGGAACGGGACCGACCUAAGAUUCGCCUGUGGCACGGGUUCCUCCGCCUCCAAUCGCGCAAGACAGACGCUAUCGACUAUUAUGAGGAGCGGCUGCGUCGUCUAGAUUCUAAGAUCCUCGAGGCACGCCGCAAAACCUACGACGCUGCCGACCUUGCUUUUGUCACCAUGGAUUCCAUUGCCUCUUGCCAGAUGGCCAUCCAAGCACUGAUCGACCCCCGCCCGGGUCGCCUAUUAACCAAGCCUGCGCCAUCGCCCACCGACGUGGUCUGGCGGAAUACUUACGCGGCGCGGGGUGUUCGCAGGAUGAAGUCAUGGGUCAUCACCAUGUUCAUCUCUAUCUUGAGCUUGGUCUGGUUAGUCAUUGUAGCGACGCUUGCCUCGCUCUUGAGUAUCUGCACUAUCAACAAGGCAUUCCCGGCGAUUGGCCAGUAUCUGAUGCACCACGACUGGGUGCGUAUGCUCGUGCAGACGGGCUUACCCACCGGCGCCGUGUCCCUGCUCAAUCUCAUGGUGCCAUUCCUGUACGACUUCCUGUCGCACCACCAAGGCAUGAUCUCCCGCGGCCAGAUUGAGCUCUUCAUCGUGCUGCAGGGCGUGGGCUUGCUUCCCUUCCGCCUGCUGGAACCCGGCGGCGUGGCGCAUUACGGGUACUACCUUCCCACCGCCCUCUUGAUCUUCAUCCUCUGCAUGGUGUACAGCAUCCUGCAAAACGGUGUUCUCGUGCUGCUCGCGGGUCUCGUCUACUUUACGUUUGGCUACUUCAUCUACAAGUACCAGCUGCUGUAUGCCAUGGACCAGCCUCAGCACGCGACCGGACAGGCGUGGUCGAUGAUUUCGUACCGCAUCGUGCUGGGCCUCUUCUUCUUCCAGCUUACCAUGGGCGGCGUGCUCGGUCUCCACGAGGCCUUCAAGGCCGUCGUCCUGGUGAUCCCGCUCGUCGUCUUCACGGUGUGGUAUGGGUUUUACUUUAGGCGGCGCUACGUGCCGCUGACCAAGUUCAUCUCCCUGCGCAGCAUCCGGGCCGAGAUUGACCCGGAAGAUGCGGCGGCCGUGAACGAGGGCAUGUCGCCCAGCCGACUUACGCUCGGGGUCCUGAGGAGGGGCAGCACGUUGGACGAGGAGAGGGAGAAGGGCUUGGAGUAUGUGAAUCCGAGUCUUAAGAUUCCUCUUGUGCAGCCGUGGAUCUACCAAGAUCCCCCUCCUGUCAUGGAUGAAUCUACGUCGGGAACUCGGACGCCUCUCGAUGUCUUAGGGCCCGAAUCGCACAGCUCAACAAGUUCAUUGAGCCUAGGUGAUACGCAUAUCUGGAGGGAGGAAGGGGCUUGA